GCUCUCUUCCUCCUGCGCUCCGCGUCUACCCGUGCGUCCGCGCGGCUCCCCGACAUGGAGAGCAAGACUCUGCUCCUGGUGGUCCUGGGCGCGUGGCUCCAGAGCCUGACCGCCUCCCGCGGAGGGGUGGCCGCCGCCGACCGAAACGACUUCCUCGACAUCGAAAGUAAAUUCGCCCUGCGGACUCCGGAGGACACAGCUGACGACACCUGCCACCUGGUGCCUGGGGUGGUGGAGUCUGUGGCCAACUGCCACUUCAACCACAGCAGCAAGACCUUCGUGGUGAUCCACGGCUGGACGGUGACCGGCAUGUAUGAGAGUUGGGUGCCGAAACUUGUGGCCGCCCUGUACAAGAGAGAACCAGACUCCAACGUCAUUGUGGUGGACUGGCUGUUACGGGCCCAGCAGCACUACCCGGUGUCUGCAGGCUACACCAAGCUGGUGGGAAAGGAUGUGGCCAGGUUUAUCAACUGGAUGGAGGAGGAAUUUAACUACCCCCUGGACAAUGUCCACCUCCUGGGCUAUAGCCUAGGGGCUCAUGCUGCUGGCAUUGCUGGAAGCCUGACCAACAGGAAAGUCAACAGAAUCACGGGCCUAGACCCAGCAGGACCCAACUUCGAAUACGCCGAAGCUCCGAGUCGCCUUUCCCCAGACGAUGCAGAUUUUGUCGACGUCCUGCACACGUUCACCAGAGGGUCUCCCGGUCGGAGCAUUGGGAUCCAGAAGCCCGUGGGCCACGUUGACAUUUAUCCCAACGGGGGCACUUUUCAACCCGGGUGUAACAUCGGUGAAGCCAUCCGCGUGAUCGCCGAGCGAGGCCUUGGAGAUGUGGACCAGCUUGUGAAGUGCUCCCACGAGCGCUCCAUCCACCUCUUCAUCGACUCGCUGCUGAAUGAGGAGAACCCCAGCAAGGCCUACCGGUGCACCUCGAAGGAGGCCUUUGAGAAGGGGCUGUGCCUGAGCUGCCGGAAGAACCGCUGCAACAACCUGGGCUAUGAGAUCAACAAGGUCCGGGCCAAAAGGAGCAGCAAGAUGUACCUGAAAACUCGCGCCCAGAUGCCCUACAAAGUCUUCCAUUACCAAGUAAAGAUCCACUUUUCCGGGACCGAAAGCCAAACGCAGACCAACCAGGCCUUCGAGAUCUCUCUGUACGGCACCGUGGCCGAGAGUGAGAACAUUCCCUUCACCCUGCCCGAGGUGUCCACCAACAAGACGUACUCCUUCCUCAUCUACACAGAAGUGGACAUUGGGGAGUUGUUGAUGAUGAAACUCAAGUGGAACAGCGACUCGUACUUUAGCUGGUCCAACUGGUGGAGCAGCCCUGACUUCACCGUUGCGAAGAUCAGGGUGAAGGCAGGAGAGACUCAGAAAAAGGUGAUCUUCUGUUCCAGGGAGAAAGUGUCCCACCUGCAGAAAGGAAAGGCGGCCCUGGUGUUUGUGAAAUGCCACGACAAGUCUCUGAACAACAAGUCAGGCUGAAACUGAGAAAAUCUACAGGCAAAAAAGAAAAAAAGAACAGCAUAUGAACUCGGGAAGCAUGAAGCAACUUUUACACAAGAUGCCUGGUGCUUUGGGUGUUGGAAAGGGGAUUCUUUUGAAUAUUAAUCCCAGCUCUAUCCUUGUCCAUUGCUUUUAGGAGGCAGUUUUGGAUAUUAAAAUGUGGCUGAUUUCACGUGAGGAGUACAGUGGCCAAACAGCACAUUCUGCAAACUUCGGAGACAGUGGCUAUGACGCGCACUGCAUUAGGUUCUUUGCCAAAAACAUAAGGAUAGUUUGGGUCUAUAGUUAAACACGGUUCCUUCACGGGGCGCGAUGGCCAUAGCCUAGGACCUGCUAUUUAACUGGGAUUCUAGACUCUCUGGAUUUACGCUGUCUCGAGGUUUUCUCUUAAAUCUGAAUCUGAGAAAUGGUUUUCUGUGCCAUGAGUCAGACCUAUUUACUUAGCAGUGAAAAUACCUGACUUUUUCCAGUGGUUCUUUCCUGGGCCAUUAGGAUGUGGCCCAGGAAUGAACCAGGAUGGGAAGAGAGGGACAGAGAAUGGGGCUGAUGGAGCUGAGCUUCUAACCCGUCUGUGCUGCCAGCCAGCAUUAAGACAGUUAAAAGGGCAAGGAGACACAUAACUUAGAUCAACUAAUUCCUAAUGGGCUUUGCUGUUCAUUGCUUCAUCUUUCUCCUCCUCUCUCCCCUCCUCUUCCUCCCUCCCCUCCUCCUCCUCCUCCUCCUCUUCCUCCUCCUCCUCCUCCUGUUUUUCUUGUCUCAUGAUUUCAUUUUCAUAACAUCAGGUAGCUGGUGGAGAUGAACCUGUGAUACUCGGCUAUCCUAAGCCGAGUGGUGCAGAGAGAAAAUGACACCAUCGUUGUAUUGUGUGAUCCUGCAAAUUCUUUUCAUGGAUUUGAAAUCAUUUUACGCCCAAUCGUUAGCAUGCAGUUCUAGGCUAAUCUACAUCACGCUUCAGUUAUCCUUUGAGUGCGUGUCUUUUGUUUCGGGCUUGGCCAACGAAGCGUGUAUUUGAGUUCAACUUUUGCAGCAUGCACACUCUCACAAACUUUACUCAAGGGCCGUACUGAGCAAACAGCUGGAAACGUUACUGGGCGAGACGCACGAGCAGUGCUCACACACCACCAUGUACAAGGCUGAGGCCUCUCCACCGAUGCAGCAGCUGCCGGAGAGUGCCUGAGCAAUGAUUGAUGGACUGUGGACCUGGUCUCCUAGUUUUCGGAUGCUCGUCUACAUCUUAAUAUAAAGCAAUCAAGAAGUCAACUAGCUCAGAGGCUCUUGCUGGGGACCGACUGGGAACGUGUGGGUAUCGGCAGCCCUAGCUCCCACAGGGAGCCCACGUGUGUGCUCCUCGGGCACCCUGGUUUGGAAGGUGGCCUGUCACGGAUGCCCUGUGCCAGGGAUUUUAGGAGAGAGGGUUGUGUGUGUGUGGGUGUCACGUAGGACAAAUGUUGUUACUGUCACCAUCAGGCUUGGAAUGAAUUCCCUCUCCAAAUAAAAUUGAUGUGUUGUCUGUUAUUGGCAUUCCCCUAGUAUUGCUACCACAUUCACUUCCUGGAUUUGGGUUUGGACUGCAGGUGCAUCAAAGAUUCAUCCAAUGCCCACACAGCACUGGGAACUCUGGCUUCUAAAGACUUGGCUAUCGAUAUCGGCGACGCUAUGGCUUCAAGUUUUAUUUAUUAGCUAUAAAUGUAUGUGUGGGUGUGUAGUGGGGUGUGUAGAUAGUGGGAAGGUUAUCGUGGCUACCUGCCUUCGCGGAUGUGUGGUGUGUAUGUCGCGGGUGUCUUUCAGCAGCGUUGGUCUCGUAAUCCAAUGAAAUGAGCUUUCUGGAAAAAAAAAAGGAAGAAAUUUGCUUACCUAUGUGAUACAUUGGAAUUUGCUUUUAAUAAAAUGGACAUUUUGUUACAACACAAA
Molecule: messenger RNA, 3411 nt
Organism: Lepus europaeus (European hare)
Lineage: Eukaryota; Metazoa; Chordata; Mammalia; Lagomorpha; Leporidae
Gene: LPL
Product: lipoprotein lipase
Exons: 10
Coding region: 55-1479 (474 amino acids)
Biological process (GO): lipid metabolic process
Molecular function (GO): lipoprotein lipase activity; apolipoprotein binding
Source: RefSeq, a predicted model, not a curated record